GCUGUGGUGCCCCCGCGGCGAGCGAGUACUCCUACAUGUGUACAGCAUGCGAAGCCCUAGCGUACGUACGAAUACGAUACGCGUGACGCCGUGACGACGUAGCGGCCCCGCGCAUGAAAAGCAGGAGACGCCGUAGCCUCCCCCACGUGGCCUCCUGCUCGGGCACCGCACCAGCUGCUGCUGCCACCACCCCUCCCCAGUACCGGGCCUGGCCUCGUAUUCCCGGCCCGCAUAAACAAAAGGCGCCCCCCGCGAAAACCCAAAUGGCAUGGGAAUGGGUCGGGAUGGCCGAACCGAAUGGCGCCCCGCACCCGGCCUCUCCCCUCCCGCUCUACCCGCGCGCCACAUACACGGACAAACACAAGGGGAGGUACAGAGCAGAAGGACCCAUCACUCCCACACCACACCACACCACGACGACCAGUCCACUCUCAUCAGUCUCUCUCUCUCUCUCUCUCCUCUGCCCCUGCAGGCUGCAGCAGCCUGCAGUGCUCGUCUGGUACAGCUGCAGCUCUCCAUCCCUCCGUCCGUCACCCGCCGCCCUCCCUCUCGAGUCCGGAUCACAGUCCAGCGGUGGAGGCGGCAAAUCAGUGGCGUCCAGCACCGCCAGAAAUAAUCCACCGGCUAAUGCCGGGGAUCGUCUAGUACCGAGCUUGGUGUAGCUGAAAGCUCAGGCUAGAUCCUCCCUUCCGCCCGGUCCGCCGGUCAAGAAACACAGGCAACAGAGAGCGAGCGUGUGUCACCGGAGAGGAGAGGAACCAUGGGGGAGAAGCAGGCGACGGGCGCGGCGGACCAGGACGACGGCACCGCGCCGCCGCCGCCGCCGCCGCCGCCGCUGGACGGCGUCCAGUACUGCAGCGAGCACCCGUACCGGCCAGCAACCGCCGCCGCCGCGGCGGCGGUCGCCGGCGGGGGGAUAUGCGCCUUCUGCCUGCAGGAGAAGCUGGGGCGCCUGGUGUCGUCCUCCAAGUCCAGCCCUUUCUUCCCGCUCGGCGGCCACCCGCCGCCGUCGGGGUCGCCGUCGUCGCCGCCGUCGUUCCGCCGCGCCGCCGAGCCCCCGGCGCCGCCGCUGCUCCACCCGUCCGGCGCCGCCGCCUCGCGCAAGUUCAUGUCGUUCCACCGGAAGAAGACGACCUCCUCCUCGUCGUCGUCGUCGUCCUCCGCCGCUGCCUCCGUGGGGGGAGGAGGCGGGCUGAAGCGGAGCAAGUCGGUGGCGCCGAGGCCCGAGCUGGAGCAGUUCGCCUACUCGUCGGCGUCGUCGGUGUCGCUGGCGGCCGAGAGCCCGCGCAAGAAGAGCUUCUGGUCCUUCCUCUCCCUCUCGUCCUCCUCCGCCUACGCGCACCAGGCCUCCACGACGUACACCACCAACACGGGUGCCGCCGCCGCCGCCGCCGCCGCGAGGAGGAAGUCGGUGUCCGUGGCGUCGGCGGCGUGGGCGUCAAGGGGUGGCGGCGGCACCGCGGGCGCGCAGGACCAGCAGCCGCGAGGCGGGACGUCGUCCACGCUGGGGCGGACGCUGGAGGCCAUCGGCGAGCCCGAGAGCCCCAGCCAGAGCCAGGUGUCGUCGUCUUCCUCCUUCGGGCGGAAGGUGGCGCGGUCGCGCUCCGUGGGCUGCGGCAGCCGCAGCUUCUCCGGGGACUUCCUGGAGCGCCUCUCCAACGGCUUCGGCGACUGCACGCUCCGGCGCGUCGAGUCCCACCGCGAGCCCAAGCCCCACAAGAUGCGUGGCGGCGGCGGCGGCGGAGGAGGCCUGCGCCACCUCGGCGGCGCUGGCGCAGACGACGACGACGACGAGGAGGAGGACGACGUGUACGAGCACCAGCACCGGAUCAAGUGCGCGGGCUUCUUCGCCGGCCUGGGCCCCGCGUCGUCCUCCUACUGGCUCUCCGCAGCGGAGGGCGCGAGCGUCGGCAGCGGCAGCACCAAGAGGUCGGCCGGCCGGAGCCACCGGAGCUGGGCGUGGGCGCUGGCGAGCCCCAUGAGGGCGCUGCGGCCGACGACGACCUCCACCAAGACCAUCACCGUCGUGCCCCCCAGCCACGUGACCGUCCACGGCAACGGCAACUCCUCGGCGUCGGCAUUGUCCAUACCAUCGUCAUCGUCAGAGGCAACAGCUUCGGCAGCUCCACUGGCGGCGAAUUGAAAUUCGAAGCUGCAGCAUGGCCGGCGGGUUAAUCAUCCCCAUCUCGCUGAAUUGAUUCGCCUCGUGUAGAUCUCGUCCUCUCUCACUCCCCCCUGCCGUUCCUAGCGUGUGCGUGUGUAGUUUCAACAAGAACUGAUCAUAAAGUUGGAAAUCGUGCUGUGGAAUUUGAGUCUGAUCGUGCUGCUGGCCUUGACGUAUUGUCUGUUCAUGUGGGCACUUUGCUUAGGCUAACAAAUGUUAGGAGUACACCUGGAUUUGUUGAUGUGUUCGUCAAA
Molecule: messenger RNA, 2418 nt
Organism: Sorghum bicolor (sorghum)
Lineage: Eukaryota; Viridiplantae; Streptophyta; Magnoliopsida; Poales; Poaceae
Product: suppressor protein SRP40
Exons: 1
Coding region: 761-2143 (460 amino acids)
Source: RefSeq, a predicted model, not a curated record